Morus notabilis is the source of this 4019-nucleotide messenger RNA. RefSeq names its product ABC transporter B family member 15. Gene Ontology annotation, cellular component: membrane. The record is from RefSeq and is a predicted model, not a curated record. Gene Ontology annotation, molecular function: ABC-type transporter activity; ATP hydrolysis activity; ATP binding. Bases 52 to 3813 code for a protein of 1253 amino acids. NCBI's taxonomy places the organism in Eukaryota, Viridiplantae, Streptophyta, Magnoliopsida, Rosales, Moraceae. Gene Ontology annotation, biological process: transmembrane transport. The transcript is spliced from 7 exons.
CUUUAUAACCAGGCGCCGCUGUUUGGUUCCUGAGAAACUUGCUGAGAAAAAAUGGGACAGGAAAAUAGCGGCGGUGUCAGGAGGAAGAAAGGUGCUUGGUCUAUACGCUCCGUUUUCGUCCAUGCAGAUGGCGUGGAUUUAAUCCUGAUGGUCUUCGGAUUCCUCGGAGCCCUUGGUGACGGCUUUUCCACGCCGUUGGUUUUGUUGAUCACCAGCCGCUUGAUGAACAAUAUUGGCGGUGCAUCAUCCGAUUCCGCCCAAGAUGUUUUCUUGAAAAACAUCAAUAAGAAUGCAGUGGCGCUCUUGUACUUGGCUUGUGGAUCAUUUGUCGCUUGUUUCCUUGAGGGAUAUUGUUGGACAAGAACAGGCGAAAGGCAAGCGGCGAGAAUGAGAGCAAGGUACUUGAAAGCAGUGCUAAGGCAAGAAGUGGGAUACUUUGAUUUGCACGUUACAAGCACGUCCGAGGUCAUCACCAGCGUCUCCAAUGACAGUCUUGUGAUUCAAGAUGUUCUAAGCGAAAAGCUGCCAAACUUCUUGAUGAAUGCGUCAAUGUUCAUCGGCAGUUACAUAGCGGCGUUUAUAAUGCUGUGGAAGCUAGCAAUUGUGGGGUUUCCAUUUGUGGCGCUUUUGGUGAUUCCGGGCUUAAUGUACGGAAGGACCUUAAUGAGCCUGGCUAGGAAAAUCAGAGAAGAGUACAAUACGGCCGGUAAUAUAGCCGAGCAGGCUAUAUCUUCUAUACGCACGGUUUAUGCCUUUGUGGGAGAAAGCAAAACCAUAACAGAAUUCUCUUCGGCUCUACAAGGGUCGGUGAAGUUUGGACUUAAGCAGGGUUUGGCCAAGGGCUUGGCCAUUGGAAGCAAUGGGGUUGUUUUUGCUAUUUGGUCCUUCAUGGCUUAUUAUGGUAGCAGAAUGGUCAUGUAUCAUGGGGCCAAAGGAGGGACUGUUUUUGCCGUUGGCGCAUCUAUCGCCGUUGGUGGAUUAGCACUGGGUGCUGGUUUGUCCAACUUGAAGUACUUCUCAGAAGCAUGCUCAGCUGGGGAACGCAUACUAGAAGUGAUAAACCGAGUACCGAAGAUCGAUUCCGACAACAUGGAAGGCCAAGUGUUGGAGAAUGUCUUCGGGGAAGUCGAAUUCGAACACGUCGAAUUCGCAUACCCGUCGAGGCCGGAGAGCAUAAUCUUCAGAGAUUUUUGCUUGAAGAUUCCAUCGGGAAGGACAGUGGCUUUGGUGGGCGGGAGUGGCUCGGGAAAAUCUACAGUGAUAUCACUGCUGCAGAGAUUUUAUGACCCACUUGGUGGAGAGAUACGCCUUGAUGGGGUCGCCAUUGAUAAGCUACAGCUGAAAUGGCUAAGGUCGCAAAUGGGCUUAGUGAGCCAAGAGCCUGCGCUUUUUGCCACCUCCAUUAAGGAAAACAUACUGUUUGGGAAAGAAGAUGCCGAUUUGGAACAAGUGGUUGAGGCUGCCAAAGCUUCUAACGCUCAUGAUUUCAUCUCUAAGUUGCCUCAGGGUUAUGACACACAGGUAGGUGAAAGAGGUGUUCAAAUGUCGGGAGGACAAAAGCAAAGAAUAGCCAUUGCAAGAGCAACCAUCAAGAAACCUAGGAUCCUCCUCCUUGACGAGGCAACAAGCGCGCUCGACUCCGAGUCAGAGAGAGUAGUCCAAGAAGCCCUAGACAAAGCCGCCGUGGGCCGGACCACCAUCAUCAUCGCCCACCGCCUCUCCACCAUCCGAAACGCCGACAUCAUCGCCGUCGUCCAGAAUGGCCACGUCAUGGAGACUGGCUCCCACGACGAGCUCAUUCAGCGCGACGACGGCCUCUACACUUCCCUCGUCCGCCUCCAGCAAACGGAGAAACAGAAAUCCCCGGAGGAAUAUUCAUCGAGCCACGCCACUUCAUCCUCCAUAUCAAGCAUUGACAUGAACAACACGAGCAGCCGAAGACUUUCCAUCCUGAGCCGCUCGAGCUCCGCAAACUCGGCACGAGCCUAUUCAACGGCCGGAGACGACGUCGUUCAAGAGGAGAUGAAACUGCCCGUGCCGUCGUUUAGGCGGUUGUUGGCUCUGAACUUGCCUGAGUGGAAGGAAGCGCUUCUGGGGGGUUCGAGCGCGACAUUGUUCGGCUCGGUUCAGCCGGUUUACGCCUUCGCUAUGGGGUCAAUGAUUUCGGUCUAUUUCUUGACGGAUCACGACGAGAUUAAGGAGAAGACUCGGAUUUACGCGCUGUGUUUUCUUGGGCUGGCGAUCUUCUCUUUGCUGAUCAAUGUUUGCCAGCAUUACAACUUCGCAUACAUGGGAGAGUGCUUGACGAAGAGGGUUAGGGAGAGAAUGCUUUCGAAGAUAUUGACGUUUGAAGUUGGGUGGUUCGAUCAGGACGAGAAUUCUACUGGUGCAGUUUGUUCUAGACUCGCUAAAGAUGCCAACGUGGUGAGAUCCUUAGUUGGUGAUAGGAUGGCUCUUCUAGUACAAACUUUCUCAGCCGUAACGGUGGCCUUCACAAUGGGCCUUGUAAUUGCAUGGAGGCUAGCAAUUGUCAUGAUCGCUGUCCAACCACUCAUCAUAAUCUGCUUCUACACCCGACGAGUCCUUCUCAGAAGUAUGUCCAGCCAGGCCAGUAAGGCCCAAGACGAAAGCAGCAAGUUAGCCGCGGAAGCAGUUUCCAAUCUCCGGACCAUCACUGCCUUCUCUUCCCAAGACAGAAUCCUCAAAAUGCUUGAAAAGGCCCAAGAAGGCCCGCGCCGAGAGAGCAUCCGCCAGUCCUGGUAUGCCGGCAUUGGGCUCGCCUGCUCUCAGAGCCUCACUACUUGUACUUGGGCUUUUGACUUUUGGUACGGAGGGAGGCUUAUUGCGGACGCCUAUAUUACUUCCAAAGCCCUAUUUGAGACCUUCAUGAUCUUGGUGAGCACCGGUCGUGUCAUUGCGGAUGCGGGAAGCAUGACUACCGACCUUGCUAAAGGUGCGGACGCAGUUGGGACGGUUUUUGCAGUGUUGGACCGGUACACUCGAAUUGAGCCCGAAGACCCUGAAGGCUCUCAGCCCGAAACUAUAACGGGCUACGUGGAACUUCGUGACGUGCAUUUUGCAUAUCCGGCUAGGCCCGAUGUGAUGAUCUUCCAAGGCUUCUCGAUAAAAAUCGAGGCUGGAAAAUCAACGGCUCUAGUGGGACAAAGUGGGUCCGGCAAAUCAACCAUCAUUGGCUUAAUCGAGAGAUUUUAUGAUCCACUCAAGGGGGCGGUGAAAAUUGACGGUCGAGAUAUAAGGUUAUACCACCUUAGGUCAUUGCGCAAACACAUAGCACUAGUAAGCCAAGAGCCCACGCUAUUUGCUGGCACAAUCAAAGGGAACAUAGCAUACGGAGCGUCAGAUAAGAUCGGUGAGACAGAAAUCAUCGAGGCCGCCAAAGCAGCCAACGCUCACGAUUUCAUCGCGGGGCUAAAGGACGGGUACGACACAUGGUGCGGGGACAGAGGAGUGCAGCUUUCAGGGGGCCAAAAGCAAAGAAUCGCAAUAGCCCGUGCCAUACUGAGAAACCCCGCAAUUCUCCUAUUGGACGAGGCGACUAGCGCGCUUGAUAGUCAAUCGGAGAAGGUGGUACAAGACGCGCUGGAGCGCGUGAUGGUGGGAAGGACAAGUGUGGUGGUGGCACAUAGGUUGAGUACCAUACAGAAGUGUGAUGUGAUUGCGGUGUUGGACAAAGGGAAAGUGGUGGAGAAAGGAGCUCACUCUAAUCUGUUGGCUAAAGGGCCUCAAGGGGCUUAUUAUUCUCUAGUUAGCCUCCAAAGAACGCCAACCUCCGCGAGCCACACAAUCGACUAACUGUUCAUGUCGUGUCUCGUACGCGCGUAACUAGGUGUAUCUUCUUCUAAUUUAUUAGUUGCUUUUCUUUUGCUACAGGAACUGUGAAAUGCUCGCACGCGCGUAAAGCUUCUGCAUACUCUCAACCCUUUCAAAUUUGAGGGAGGUAUGGCACGUGGGUAUAUAUGUAAUACUAUUCAGAGAGCUUUGGAGUUUUUAUUUUGUGU